Messenger RNA from Leptinotarsa decemlineata (Colorado potato beetle), 2742 nucleotides. RefSeq names its product lon protease homolog, mitochondrial-like. Gene Ontology annotation, molecular function: single-stranded DNA binding; ATP hydrolysis activity; serine-type endopeptidase activity. NCBI's taxonomy places the organism in Eukaryota, Metazoa, Arthropoda, Insecta, Coleoptera, Chrysomelidae. Gene Ontology annotation, cellular component: mitochondrial matrix. The record is from RefSeq and is a predicted model, not a curated record. Gene Ontology annotation, biological process: protein catabolic process; protein quality control for misfolded or incompletely synthesized proteins; chaperone-mediated protein complex assembly.
AAUUAUGAACACAAUUAGAUAUAGGUACAAAAAUGUUACGAUUAGUUAGUAGAAUCUCUAGAUACCAAAUGCGUGGAAAUAGCCGGAUUAUGAAUAGUUCCAUGUUACACUCAAAAGAUAUUCAUGUGUUAACUUGUAAAAAUCCUCAGGGAUUACUCUCCAAAAACACCUUAGACAACAGGUUUGCAACAAGUGUAAGGUAUUUCACAAGUAAAACCCCAGUGGGUUCGGAUGAUGAACCUCAUCCAUCACCUGAAGAAGAGUCCUUUAACCCUCAGUUACCUGCUACUGUAGCUGUUCCUGAAGUAUGGCCACACGUUCCUGUAAUAGCUAUUUCAAAAAAUAUCUUAUUUCCCAGAUUCAUAAAACUCAUCGAAUUAACUAAUCCCCAUCUAAUAGAACUCAUAAGAGUCAAAUUGAAUCAGCCCUAUUGUGGAAUAUUUUUGAAAAAACAAGAAGAUAACGAGGCUGAAGUUGUUAGUAAUAUUAAUGAUGUGUAUAAUGUCGGUGUCUUUGCACAAAUUCAUGAAAUGCAGGAUCUCGGGGAUAGGUUGAGAUUGGUUGUGAUGGCGCAUAGACGUAUUAAAAUUACUGGGCAAAUUAUGGAAAGUGUUGAGGAUGAACCGAAAGAGGAAUCAGAAUCGGAAAAGCGUAAACGUAAAUUGAGAAAUAAUAGAAUAAAGAAAUCAGUUUUGGAAACACGCCCAUUAGAAGAAUCCAAAGAAUCAAAGUCUGCAACUGAUGAAACCAAGGAAAUCUCCACUAUUCGAGACAUUAUCAGUCUAAAUCCUUUGUACAGAGAUAGUUUGCAGCAGAUGAUGUAUCAAGGGCAAACGGUUGUAGAUAAUCCUGUAAAUCUAAGUGAUUUUGGUGCGGCCCUAACAGCAGCAGAAAGUAAAGAACUUCAAGAGGUCUUAGAAGAGAUGGAAAUUCCAAAAAGGCUGAUGCUAUCUUUAUCACUUUUAAAAAAAGAAUAUGAACUAUCAAAACUUCAGCAAAAAAUCGGAAGAGAAGUAGAAAAAAAGGUUAAACAACACCAUAGAAAAUAUAUAUUGCAAGAACAACUGAAGGUAAUCAAAAAAGAAUUGGGCUUUGAAAAAGAAGACAAAGAUGCAAUUGGUGGCAAAUUCAAGGAGAAAAUAAAAGACAAAGUAUUACCUCAAGUCGUAUCAGCUGUUAUAGAUGAGGAAUUAAAUAAGUUGAGUUUCUUAGAAAGUCACAGCUCGGAAUUCAACGUUACAAGAAAUUACUUAGAUUGGUUGACUUCACUUCCAUGGAGUGUUCAAAGUGAGGAAAAUCUCAAUUUGCAAAGAGCAUCUGAAAUUUUAGACCAGGACCAUUAUGGAAUGGAAGAUAUCAAACGUCGUAUCUUAGAAUUUAUUGCAGUUAGCCAGCUGAAAGGCAGUACACAAGGAAAAAUAUUAUGUUUUCAUGGCCCUCCUGGUGUAGGAAAAAACAGUAUUGCACGGUCCAUUGCAAGAGCUCUAAAUAGGGAAUACUUUAGAUUCUCAGUAGGAGGAAUGACAGAUGUAGCGGAGAUAAAAGGGCACCGAAGGACUUACGUAGGUGCAAUGCCUGGAAAAGUUAUUCAGUGCCUAAAAAAAACUAGGACAGAAAACCCUUUGGUACUUAUAGAUGAGGUGGAUAAAAUAGGAAAGGGUUACUCAGGCGAUCCCAGUUCUGCCCUUCUUGAACUGCUUGAUCCAGAACAAAAUUCCAAUUUUCUUGAUCAUUACCUUGACGUUCCAGUGGACUUGUCCAAAGUCCUAUUUAUCUGUACAGCAAAUGUAGUCGAUACUAUUCCAGAACCUCUUCGAGACCGUAUGGAAAUGAUUGAUAUGUCUGGCUACGUUGCAGAAGAAAAAUUAGCUAUUGCCAAACAGUAUCUACUUCCACAGGCUAUGAAAGAUAGCGGUUUGAAGGAUGAUACAAUAAAAGUAGAAGACGAAGCUUUGAACAUUUUAAUCAAAAGUUAUUGCAGGGAAAGUGGUGUCAGAAAUUUGCAGAAACAUAUAGAAAAAGUGGUGAGAAAGGUGGCAUAUAAGGUGGUCAAAGAAGAAUCAUCCUUUGUGCAAGUAGAUGGAAAGAAUUCACAGCUUUUCGUUGGGAAACCAGUAUUCACCCAUGAUAGGAUGUAUCCUGUCACUCCACCUGGUGUAGUUAUGGGAUUGGCUUGGACUGCAAUGGGUGGUUCAACUUUAUAGAUUGAAACUACUGCCCGCCGUUUACCCACAGAAAAAGAGACUGAUGGAAGCUUGGAACUCACUGGUCAUCUUGGAGAUGUAAUGAAAGAAUCUGCAAAAAUAGCCCUUACUGUAGCUAGAAAUUUCCUCCAUGAAAAGGAUCCAGCUAAUAAAUUUUUAUUCACAAAUCAUUUGCAUUUACAUGUGCCUGAGGGAGCAACCCCUAAGGAUGGCCCUAGUGCAGGAUGUACAAUCGUAACAGCGUUACUGUCUUUGGCUAAAGGACAAUCAAUAAGACAAGAUGUUGCUAUGACCGGAGAGAUAUCUUUAUUGGGAAAAGUUUUACCAGUUGGAGGUAUUAAAGAAAAAACAAUUGCGACAAAACGAUCUGGCAUCAAAUGUAUCAUUCUCCCAGAUGAAAAUAAAAAAGACUUCAAUGACUUGCCCAAGUUCAUCACCGAAGGAUUAGAAGUUCACUUUGUAUAUAACUUUAACGAAAUCUAUAAUAUCGUUUUUGAAGAAACACAACCUCGGCUGACAAUAUAGUUUUUUUUUGUUA